GAGGAGUAGGCCUAAGAGUGAGUUUGUCCCGCAGAGAGCAGCCCCUCCCCCCGGCUAUAAGAGCCUCUGCCAGGUAUCAGUCAUACAGUCUGCAGAGAGCGCGAGGAGGGUCUCUCACAUUCAACAACACUCAUACCCCGGGUCUCCUGCAGCCGGUACCGGGAUGUCGGAUCCUCUCUGCUUCUGCUCUCGGUGAUCAAACGGAGGAUUUUGGCACCGGGACUUUUUAUUUUGUAUUAAACAUGACUUUCGCCACCAUGCUGCGGCCCAUGGCGUCACACUUACUUUACUCUGACGUCGUCACCUCUGAGGAGGAUGAGGAGGAGAACCAGAGCGACGGCGGCGGCUCGGAGCAGAGCUACUGCGGGAAAAGGAGCAGGAUUUCCCGCAGGCUGAGCGCCGAGAUGCCGGUGGUUGUGCAGCAGAGGAGCGCGGCGAACGCUCGGGAGCGCGGCCGGACGCAGAGCGUGAACUCCGCCUUCACUUCCCUGCGGAGCCUCAUCCCCACGGAGCCGGUGGACCGGAAGCUCUCCAAGAUCGAGACUCUGCGCCUGGCCUCCAGCUACAUCUCUCACCUGGCCAACGUGCUGCUGCUGGGGGACGGAGGCGCGGAGGGACAGCCGUGCCUGCAUGGGAAUGCGCCGAGAGAGAGCGGAGCGCUGCAGCCGCGCAGCAUCUGCACCUUCUGCCUGAGCAGCCAGAGGAAAGGGAUAAAGGACGGCAGAGAGUGUUUAAAGAUGAGAGGGCUCGCUGCGCUGAGAGUGAGACGCUGAGAGUGAGACGCUGAGAGUGAGACGCUGACAGUGAGACGCUGAGAGUGAGACGCUGACAGGAGAAUGAUUUAAAAACCUGAACAUCCUCAAAGACUUUCUCAGGGAAGAGUCACAUAACACACACACACUCACACUCACACACUCACACUCACACACUCACACUCACACUCACACUCACACUCACACACAUGCUGGAUCACACGAUGAAGAGACUAUUUAUACUUGAUUUAGAAAUGUGAGUUUCAGAGAUGCCGUGCAUUUGUUUGGAAACUUUUGUCUUUUUGUCCCCAAAGUUUUAAAUAAAAUA
Messenger RNA from Trematomus bernacchii (emerald rockcod), 1080 nucleotides. RefSeq names its product transcription factor 15-like. Bases 243 to 773 code for a protein of 176 amino acids. The record is from RefSeq and is a predicted model, not a curated record. NCBI's taxonomy places the organism in Eukaryota, Metazoa, Chordata, Actinopteri, Perciformes, Nototheniidae. Gene Ontology annotation, biological process: regulation of transcription by RNA polymerase II; developmental process. The transcript is spliced from 2 exons. Gene Ontology annotation, molecular function: RNA polymerase II transcription regulatory region sequence-specific DNA binding; protein dimerization activity; DNA-binding transcription factor activity, RNA polymerase II-specific.